UGCGGUCGGGUUCCGGGCUCUACAGUCCGUUCUGGAGUUGGUGUUGGGUUGCUGGUGGCUCCUCCCCAGCUCAGCCAUUGCUGUGCUGCAGGGCGCCCUGGGAUCACAGCGGGCAGCGGGCUCGCCCGGUGAGCGCGCCGGGGUAGCCUCUGGUACUCCUGAUGCCUCAUUUGCCUCUGGCCUCUUUUCUACAAUGGGGGCUGAGGCCCUCACGGGGCCUCCCCAGGUCCUGUACCCUUUCUACCCAGUCACAGCCCUAUGGAUCCCCCAUCUCCCAGAGGAACCGUGAGGCGAAACAGAAGCGCCUGCGAGAGAAGCAGGUGGCGCUGGAGGCUGGCUUAGCCCGGAAGAACAAGUCACCUGCAGAAUCCAGUAAGGCCUGGACUCCUAAAGAAAUAGUGUUAUAUGAAAUCCCCACAGAACUUGGUGAAAAGAAAGAUGUCUCCCAGCCCCUACCUCCUGCAUACAGCCCCCGAUAUGUCGAAGCGGCCUGGUACCCUUGGUGGGUUCGAGAGGGUUUCUUCAAGCCGGAAUAUCAGACCAGGCUGCCCCAGGCUACAGGGGAGACCUUUUCCAUGUGUAUCCCACCUCCCAAUGUCACCGGCUCCCUACACAUCGGGCACGCACUGACGGUGGCCAUCCAGGAUGCUCUUGUGCGCUGGCACCGGAUGCGUGGGGAUCAGGUGCUGUGGGUCCCUGGCUCAGAUCAUGCAGGAAUCGCUACCCAAGCUGUGGUGGAGAAGCAGCUGUGGAAGGAGCGAGGGGUGAGAAGACACGAUCUGAGCCGGGAAGACUUCCUCCAGGAGGUUUGGAAGUGGAAGGAGGAGAAGGGUGGAGAGAUCUGUGAGCAGCUCCGAGCUCUGGGGGCCUCCCUGGACUGGGACCGAGAAUGUUUCACUAUGGACGCUGGCUCCUCAGUGGCUGUGACUGAAGCUUUUGUGCGACUUCACAAGGCAGGGUUGUUGUACCGCAGCCAGCAGCUUGUCAACUGGUCAUGCGCUUUAAGAUCAGCCAUCUCUGACAUCGAGGUGGAGAGCCGGUCCCUGCCUGGCCACACAGAACUUAGACUGCCUGGCUGCCCCACCUCUGUGUCUUUUGGCCUCCUUAUCUCUGUGGCCUUCCCUGUGGAUGGAGAGCCUGACGCAGAGGUCGUGAUAGGGACCACGAGGCCAGAGACGUUGCCUGGAGAUGUGGCAGUGGCCGUUCAUCCCGACGACACCCGAUAUACACAUCUACAUGGGCGACAACUUCGUCACCCCUUGACAGGGCAGCUCCUCCCCCUCAUCACAGACCCUGCUGUCCAGCCACACAUGGGCACAGGGGCAGUGAAGGUGACUCCAGCUCACAGUCCUGCUGAUGCUGAGCUGGGGAGCCGACAUGGCUUGAGUCCUCUGAGUGUCAUUGCAGAGGAUGGGACCAUGACCUCCGUCUGUGGGGACUGGCUGCAGGGUCUUCAUCGAUUUGUAGCCCGGGAAAAGAUAGUGUCCAUACUGAGGGAGAGGGGCCUGUUCCGGGGCCUCCAGGACCAUCCCAUGGUGCUGCCCAUUUGCAGCCGCUCCGGGGACGUGGUAGAAUACCUGCUGAAGAGCCAGUGGUUUGUGCGCUGCCGGGAGAUGGGGGAACGGGCUGCCCAGGCUGUGGAGUCUGGGGCCCUGGAGCUGAGCCCAUCUUUUCACCAGAAGAACUGGCGGCUCUGGUUCUCCCACAUCGGGGACUGGUGCAUCUCACGGCAGCUGUGGUGGGGCCAUCAGAUUCCAGCCUACCUGGUUGUGGAGGAGCCUGGGAAGGGCCAUAGGGAGGACUGCUGGGUAGUGGGCCGGACAGAGGCUGAGGCCAGAGAAUUGGCUGCAGAACUGACUGGGAGACCAGGGGCGGAGCUGACCCUGCAGCGUGACCCUGAUGUCCUGGACACAUGGUUCUCUUCAGCUCUUUUCCCCUUUUCUUCCCUGGGCUGGCCCCAUCAGACCCCAGACCUCAGUCGGUUCUACCCCCUGUCACUUUUGGAAACGGGCAGUGACCUCCUGCUGUUCUGGGUGGGCCGCAUGGUCAUGCUGGGCACCCAGCUCACAGGGCAGCUCCCCUUCAACAAGGUGCUUCUUCACUCCAUGGUCCGGGACAGGCAGGGCCGGAAGAUGAGCAAGUCCCUGGGGAAUGUGCUGGAUCCACGGGACAUCAUCAGAGGGGUGGAGCUGCAGGUGCUGCAGGAGAAGCUGAGAGAUGGGAACUUGGACCCUGCAGAGCUGGCAAUCGCAACUGCAGCGCAGAGAAAGGACUUCCCUCAUGGGAUCCCUGAGUGUGGGACAGAUGCCCUGCGGUUUGCUCUGUGCUCCCACGGGGCCCUGGCAGGUGACUUACACCUGUCUGUCUCUGAGGUCCUGAGCUCCCGACAUUUCUGCAACAAGAUCUGGAAUGCCCUGCGCUUUAUCCUCAAUGUCCUAGGAGAGAAAUUCACACCCCAGCCUGCAGAGGAGUUGUCCCCCUCCACCCCAAUGGACUCCUGGAUCCUGAGCCGUCUGGCCCACACUACCCGAGAGUGUGAGCGAGGCUUCCUCACCCGAGAGCUCCCACUUGCCACCCAUGCCCUGCACCACUUCUGGCUCCACAGCCUCUGUGACGUCUACUUGGAGGCUGUGAAGCCUGGGCUGUCACACUGCCCCUGCCCCGCUGGGCCUCCUCAGGUGCUGUUCUCCUGUGCUGACAUUGGGCUGCGCCUGCUCGCCCCACUCAUGCCCUUCCUGGCUGAGGAGCUCUGGCAGAGGCUACCCCCCAGGCCAGGCUGCCUCCCCGCCCCCAGCAUCUCUGUGGCCCCCUACCCCAGUGCCAGCAGCUUGGAACACUGGCACCAGCCUGAGCUGGAGCGGCGCUUCUCCCGGGUCCAGGAGGCUGUGCAGGCACUAAGGGCUCUUCAAGCCAUGUACCAGCUCACCAAGGCCCGGCCUCGAGUGCUGCUGCAGAGCUCAGAGCCUGGAGAGCAGGGCGCUUUUGAGACCUUCCUGGAGCCACUGGGCACCCUGGGCCGCUGUGGGGCUGUGGGCCUCUUACCUGCUGACACAGCCGCUCCCUCUGGCUGGGCCCAGGCCUCUGUCGGUAACACUGUUCAGGUCUACAUGGAGCUACAGGGCCUGGUGGACCCCGAGGUCCAUCUACCUCUGCUGGCUGCCAGAAGACACAAGUUACAGAAGCAGUUUGAUGGCCUCAUAGCCCGGACCCCAUCAGAGAAAGAGGCAGAGACUCAAAGGCAGCAGAGGCUUUCUUCCAUCCAGCUGGAAUUGUCAAAACUGGACAAGGCGGCUUCUCACCUCCGGCAGCUGAUGGGCGCAUCUCCUAGCCCCAGGGAACCCUGAGCCCUCACUCACUGUCCCUGGCGGUUCUCUACCCUGCCAGGCCUGCCUUUGAGAACAAACUGAUCCUGCAGCAGCUGGUGGGAUGCUGCCUCAGAGACCACAUGGUCCACCUCCCUCAUUUAUGGUAACAAACCAGCUUGGUCAGAGUGACUGUGGGUGACUGAGAUGCUCACAUUCCUGCCCCUGCUUCCCUCCUGUGCAGCCCCACCUGGAAGCUUAGGCAUGAGGAGAUUCGGAUACACUUUUAAAAUCUUAAACGCA
Molecule: messenger RNA, 3605 nt
Organism: Phyllostomus hastatus (greater spear-nosed bat)
Lineage: Eukaryota; Metazoa; Chordata; Mammalia; Chiroptera; Phyllostomidae
Gene: VARS2
Product: valyl-tRNA synthetase 2, mitochondrial
Exons: 30
Coding region: 162-3344 (1060 amino acids)
Biological process (GO): valyl-tRNA aminoacylation
Cellular component (GO): cytosol
Molecular function (GO): aminoacyl-tRNA deacylase activity; ATP binding; valine-tRNA ligase activity
Source: RefSeq, a predicted model, not a curated record